Dovyalis caffra is the source of this 552-nucleotide messenger RNA. The record is from the annotation of a GenBank genome assembly. NCBI's taxonomy places the organism in Eukaryota, Viridiplantae, Streptophyta, Magnoliopsida, Malpighiales, Salicaceae.
AUGGCUGGACAUCAUUCCCUCUGUAUACUCCAUCCCUCUCUUGGUUUCUUACUUUGCUUCAUCCUCAUCCAUUCUUCUCUUGCAGCCAUUAAUGAACCAACUGAGCUAGUGGACAAGGUCUGCAACCAGACAUCAAACUAUACUUUCUGUCUUGAAUCUCUUUAUUCUGACUCACGAACCCCAGAUGCUGAUCCCUACACACUGGCCUUCAUCUCCUUUGGAUUAGCCUACACCAAUGCAAGCAACACCAGAGACUUCAUAGCUGAGCUACUCAAGAACACUUCUAGUCAAGAUGACCGUCACCAUCUAAAACGAUGCGGCCAUGAUUAUCAGAAGGCAGUCUCUGCUCUAGAAGAGGCCUACGAUGACUUGAACUCAGAGACCUUUUUUGAGUUGGCUAAAUUGGCAGGUCAUGCUUCGAAAGCUUCUGAUCAUUGCCAGGCUGCUUUUAAGGGAACCUCUUCACCACCUCUAGCAAGGAGAAACCAUGAUUUGAAAAGUCUUUGUGAAAUUGGUGCCAUCAUUGCUAAGCUCUUUACUGGAUCCUCAUGA